AUGGGAGUCACAGCCGUGCUCAUGCUGCCCCUGCUGCUGCUGGGAAUCAGCGGCCUUCUCUUCAUCUACCAGGAGGUGUCCAGGCUGUGGUCAAAGUCAGCCGUGCAGAACAAAGUGGUGGUGAUCACCGAUGCCAUCUCGGGACUGGGAAAGGAGUGUGCUCGGGUGUUCCACACGGGCGGGGCAAGGCUGGUGCUGUGCGGAAAGAACUGGGAGAGGCUAGAGAUGCUGUAUGAUGCCUUGAUCAGCGUGGCUGACCCCAGCAAGCAGACAUUCACCCCGAAGCUGGUCCUCUUGGACCUCUCGGAUAUCAGCUGUGUCCAGGAUGUGGCAAAAGAGGUCCUGGAUUGCUACGGCUGUGUGGACGUCCUCAUCAACAAUGCCAGCGUGAAGGUGAAGGGGCCUGCCCAUAAGAUUUCCCUGGAGCUCGACAAAAAGAUCAUGGAUGCCAAUUACUUUGGGCCCAUCACAUUGACCAAAGCCCUGCUGCCCAACAUGAUCUCCCGGAGGACAGGCCAGAUUGUGUUAGUGAACAACAUCCAAGGGAAGCUUGGGAUCCCAUUCCGUACAGCUUACGCUGCCUCCAAGCAUGCGGCACUCGGCUUCUUUGACUGUCUCCGGGCCGAAGUGGAGGAAUAUGAGGUCCUUGUUAGCACCGUGAGCCCGACUUUCAUCCGGUCGUAUCACGUGUAUCCAGGCCAAGGAAACUGGGAGGCCUCCAUCUGGAAAUUCUUUUUCAGGAAGCUGACCUACGGGGUACACCCCAUGGACGUGGCCGAGGAGGUGAUGCGCACCGUGAGACGGAAGAAGCAAGAGGUCUACAUGGCCAACCCCAUCCCCAGGGCGGCCGUGUACGUCCGCACCUUCUUCCCAGAGCUCUUUUUCGCUGUGGUGGCCUGUGGGGUGAAGGAGAAACUCAACGUCCCAGAGGAGGGUUAA
Molecule: messenger RNA, 939 nt
Organism: Diceros bicornis minor
Lineage: Eukaryota; Metazoa; Chordata; Mammalia; Perissodactyla; Rhinocerotidae
Gene: DHRS7C
Product: dehydrogenase/reductase 7C
Exons: 6
Coding region: 1-939 (312 amino acids)
Biological process (GO): regulation of release of sequestered calcium ion into cytosol by sarcoplasmic reticulum
Cellular component (GO): sarcoplasmic reticulum membrane
Molecular function (GO): all-trans-retinol dehydrogenase (NAD+) activity
Source: RefSeq, a predicted model, not a curated record